AUGCGCCGAACGGCCGCCGCUGUCCCGGCCAGAUGCCUCUCUUUGGCGCCGGCCAAAACCGGGUUUUCCCCCGCGGGCCGCCGUCCUGCGGCACUUUUCACCCGGCUCCGGGCGUACAGCGUGUUGACGCAAAACGCCGCCAAGGAGUACAAAUACCGCGAUGUCAAGGCGCUCACGGAGGCGCGUGGCGGCCAGCCCGGCGCCUUGCUUAUCGACGUGCGCGAGCCUUCGGAGUUCCAGGAGGGCCACAUUCCCGGCGCUCGCAAUGUGCCGUUCAAGUCGUCUCCUGGCGCGUUCGACUUGUCCGAGGAGGAGUUUGAGGAGAGUUUUGGCUUCGAGAAGCCGGCCAAGGACCAGCACUUGGUCUUCUACUGCUUGGGUGGCGUGCGGCUGACGGCCGCGGAGGAGUUGGCCAACUCGUUCGGCUACACGAACCGCGGCAACUACGUCGGCUCGUGGGAGGACUGGGUGGCGCAUGAAAACGCUGCCGGCAAGGCGUGA
Molecule: messenger RNA, 501 nt
Organism: Metschnikowia bicuspidata var. bicuspidata NRRL YB-4993
Lineage: Eukaryota; Fungi; Ascomycota; Pichiomycetes; Serinales; Metschnikowiaceae
Product: thiosulfate sulfurtransferase
Exons: 1
Coding region: 1-501 (166 amino acids)
Cellular component (GO): mitochondrion
Molecular function (GO): thiosulfate-cyanide sulfurtransferase activity
Source: RefSeq, a predicted model, not a curated record